AUGGCGCGGCGGUGCUCCCACUGCAACCACAAUGGCCACAAUUCCCGGACGUGCCCUAACCGCGGCGUGAAACUCUUCGGCGUGCAUCUCACCGAUGGCUCCGUCAGGAAGAGCGCCAGCAUGGGGAAUCUCUCCCUCCUCGCCGGAUCUAGCGGCGGCGCAUCGCCGGCCGACGGCCCGGAACCCGGCAGCGGUGCCGCGGGGGGCGGGUACGCGUCGGAGGAUUUCGUGAAGGGGUCGUCCUCCAGCUGUCGCGAGCGGAAGAAAGGUACUCCAUGGACUGAAGAAGAGCAUAGAAUGUUCUUACUUGGCUUGCAAAAGCUCGGCAAAGGUGAUUGGCGAGGUAUAUCUCGGACCUAUGUGGCAUCAAGGACACCUACUCAAGUGGCUAGCCAUGCACAAAAGUAUUUUAUUCGCAAAACCAACAUGACUAGAAGAAAAAGAAGAUCGAGCCUCUUUGAUAUGGUACCUGAUGAGGAGUUCCCAAUGAGCUUUCAAGAAUCAGAAGCACAAAAUAACAAUCUACCUCCUGUACCUCCAACUCUGAACGAGGAGUGUGAAUCAAUGGAUUCUAAUGACGCGACAAUUGGAGAAGCAGUUGUUCCACAACCAGAAGCUCCACAAUGUAGCUAUCCUGUGAUACUUCCAGCUUAUUUUUCACCACUCUUGCAAUUCCCAUUCCCUUGUUGGCCAGGAUACAAAGCAGAUACUUCAGAGCAGCAGGCACAUGAAAUUAUUAAGCCAACAGCAGUACAUUCGAAGACUCCUAUGAACAUUGAUGAGCUUGUGGGUAUGUCAAAAUUGAGCAUAGGAGAGUCCCGCGGAUCCACAUUGGAUUUGCUUGGACGGUCAAAGAGGCAAUCUGCUUUCCAUGCUAGUCCAUCAACUAAGGCUCAAGCAUGAUCGAACUAUUUAGACAGGGUUGACAAGUCAAGGUUUGCCAUGAGAAAAUUAGCCUUGCCUCAUUGUUAUGGUGAUCACGACAGUAACUGGAUUCCUGGGAAUUCUCCUCAUACUACAGCUUAUGUUCAUAUUCUCUGCUGAAAUAUUAGCAUGUUAUAUAUUGGCUACUCUGUUGAUUCUUCAAAAUAGUAAUUAUAGAUUCACAGUUCUGUUUUCA
Messenger RNA from Musa acuminata subsp. malaccensis (wild Malaysian banana), 1120 nucleotides. Its product is annotated as transcription factor MYBS3. NCBI's taxonomy places the organism in Eukaryota, Viridiplantae, Streptophyta, Magnoliopsida, Zingiberales, Musaceae. The record is from RefSeq and is a predicted model, not a curated record. Gene Ontology annotation, biological process: response to gibberellin; response to ethylene. Gene Ontology annotation, molecular function: DNA binding; zinc ion binding.